This is a messenger RNA of Penicillium alfredii, 1503 nucleotides long. Its product is annotated as flavin-containing monooxygenase. Gene Ontology annotation, molecular function: N,N-dimethylaniline monooxygenase activity; flavin adenine dinucleotide binding; NADP binding. The coding region runs from base 1 to 1503 and encodes 500 amino acids. The record is from RefSeq and is a predicted model, not a curated record. The transcript has a single exon. NCBI's taxonomy places the organism in Eukaryota, Fungi, Ascomycota, Eurotiomycetes, Eurotiales, Aspergillaceae.
AUGAAUGGCCAUGCUGUACAGUCGGAGCAUCGCUUCGACGUGAUCAUCGUCGGCGCCGGUAUCUCUGGCAUCAACGCCGCCUAUCGUCUCCAGGAACAAUUGCCUGGCUACAGCUAUGCAAUCCUUGAAGCUCGCAAUGACCUGGGUGGGACCUGGGAUCUCUUCCGCUAUCCGGGAAUUCGUUCUGAUUCGGAUCUUUUUACUUUCGGCUUUGCCUUCAACCCGUGGAGUCGCGACAACCCGAUCGCCGAGGGCUCUGCCAUCAAACAGUACGUGCGCGACACCGCCCACAAAUUCGACAUCGACUCGCACAUCCACUUCAAACACCGGCUGUCAUCGGCCGACUGGUCGACCUCCGAAAAGACAUGGUCGCUCACCGUCGACCACGACGGGACGGCCAAGAAAUUCACGACCCGUUUUAUGAUCUUCGGCACAGGCUACUACAACUACAAUGAGCCGUUGCAGGCGCAAAUCCCGGGCCUGGAUAACUUCCAGGGUCAGACAAUCCACCCCCAAUUUUGGCCCAAGGAUUUGAAUUACAAGGACAAGAAGGUUGUCAUCAUCGGCAGUGGCGCCACUGCCAUCACUCUCCUCCCCAACAUGGCCGACCAAGCCUCGCGUGUCACCAUGCUACAGCGCAGUCCCACCUACAUUCUCUCGCUCCCCAACCGCACCAAUGGUCGUUGGUUGUCCUAUAUACUACCGUCUUCAGCGUACCGCAAACUGCAGCGCAUCAUUUGGAUCGUCACCUCGCGCAUCUUCUUCCUGUUUUGCCAGCGAUUCCCCAACUUCUCGCGCUGGAUCCUGAAGCUCAAUGUGCGCAGGCAGCUUCCGAGCCACAUCCCCUACGACCCGCACUUUAAGCCGCGUUAUAACCCGUGGGACCAGCGGCUCUGUGUCUCGCCCGAUGGGGACUUCUUCGACUGUAUGCGCCGCGGCAAGGCCGAUGUCAAGACAGACACCAUCAAAACUGUCACUAAAAAGGGUAUCACGCUGAACUCGGGGGAGACGCUGGACGCCGAUAUUAUCGUCACGGCGACCGGGUUGAAACUGCAGAUUGCUGGCGGCGCGCCACUCUCAGUGGACGGCAAGAAGAUCGACAUCGGAACCAAGUACCUGUGGAACGGGGUGAUGCUGCAGGACCUGCCCAACGCCUCGUUUAUCAUCGGUUACACCAACGCCUCGUGGACGCUAGGCGCCGAUGCCACCGCCCAGUUUGUGUGUCGGCUGCUGAAGACCCUGGAAUCGCGUAAGAUGAUCGCUGCCACGCCGCGAAUGAAGCCGGCCGACGCGGGAACUCUUCAAGAUCGCCACCUGCUGAACCUGACCUCGACCUACGUGACGGUCGCCGAGCGCGAGCUGCCCAAGGCGGCUGACCGGGGGCCCUGGCAGCCGCGCGAUAACUACCUGGACGACCUCAAAUUUGCCCAGAAGGGGAACCUCGAUAACUGUUUGGAGCUGGUGCAAGGCCCGAGCCUGCGUCUGCGCCCCAAGUUGUCGUAG